AUGUCGUCUACCAACAACGUCGCCUUCACGGCGCCCAUCAACCCACCCGGCACCACCCCACUCUCGCUCUCUCAAGUCUGGGCCGGAUUACUCUUGAAAAUCCGGUCCGCCGAGACCUUUGUCGCCGCAGCAAUCGAGUCCACAGAUGUGAUCAGCGAAUCAACAGAUUCGCAAGGGAAUUCAGUCACCACUCGUGAAGUUCUAUUCCGCGAGACACAGAAAAAGGUCAAGGAGGUCGUGACCGCGUUCGAAACGUGUCGCGUCGAGUUUCAACAACCGGACGGAAGCCGGGUAUCCAAUGUCAUCAGCGAAGGUGCUGGCGGAGAACUCUACAUGACCUACGUCUUUGAGUGGAGGCAUCCCGGCGUCCCGAAGGAGGAAUUGGCCGCUCUGCUCGAGAAGGAGAAACGGAUGAGCCGAAUGGCGGUCGAAGGGACGCUCAAAGUUAUGCAUCAAUCUUUUGCUAUUUAA
Molecule: messenger RNA, 471 nt
Organism: Penicillium manginii
Lineage: Eukaryota; Fungi; Ascomycota; Eurotiomycetes; Eurotiales; Aspergillaceae
Product: SRPBCC family protein
Exons: 2
Coding region: 1-471 (156 amino acids)
Source: RefSeq, a predicted model, not a curated record